Messenger RNA from Helianthus annuus (common sunflower), 759 nucleotides. RefSeq names its product leucine-rich repeat extensin-like protein 3. The record is from RefSeq and is a predicted model, not a curated record. Lineage: Eukaryota; Viridiplantae; Streptophyta; Magnoliopsida; Asterales; Asteraceae. The coding region runs from base 1 to 759 and encodes 252 amino acids. The transcript is spliced from 3 exons.
AUGGUCCGUAAGACUGUUACCAGUUCAAAAAAAAUUACAAAACCCCAAAUCGGGGUCGUCUUCCCCAUUUUCACCCAAAGACCACCACGUCCGCCGUUAAUCAACCCAAAACCUCCAUCUUCACCGUCCCCCACGUACAACCGCCACCAUCUUCACCGGCGUCCCACCUUCACCACCGUUCACCUCCGCCACCACCGCCGUCCCUCCUUCACCAUCCACCCCAUCCGACCGCCAUCACCACCACCGCCUCGCCAUAAACCACCGUCUCCACCACUCCAUUCAACCACCACACCCUUACCGCCUCAACCACCAUCGCCACUCACCACUGUUCACCGCCUUCACACCACCAACCGCCGCCCGAUCUCCACCGAACCGCCACCACAGCCUGUUCACCACUUCCACCUCGAUUUUCGCGCACUAUCGACACUCAGGAUUGCGACCGCCUCGCUCGUACUCAAUCUCCAUUCGGGCGAGGACGGUAUGGCAUCUUCGUCGUCAGCACAGCCGUCUCGCAAGCGAGGACGUCCUUCAUGCACUCCAGCACCACAGCCGCCACCUGAGCGUCCUGCUAGAGUGAUCCGAUAUUCUGAGGAUCCACAGAUGCCUGAUCCGCUUGCAGCGAUACCACCACCAGCUGACCUCCCACCGGAGGAGGGACACACACUGCUGCAGUUUCACCCAGAUUCAGAUGAGUACGCAGCUUUACAGAGGUAUCUCGGUUUGUGUAUCACCGAGCUAGAGUACUGGAUUGGGGUUUGA